AACAAGUGAUAACAAAACUAGACUUAUCUAAAUACAAACAUGAUAGCCCCCAAGAUGCACAUGCACUUCCUUUUUUCUCUACCUCUAAAUGUCUUCUCGACCAACCCUCUUUCUCUGCCUCAAUAUUUCAACCAUACUCGUGCUUGAAAUAACAUUAAUCCUCAGCUGCUUAUCAAACUCAGUUUCAUCCACCACCGAGUUUGUCUUCAACACCAACUUCAACUCCACCAGCCUCCUUCUCAAUGGAAACGCCACAAUCCAAUCCUCCAUCCUCAGCCUCACAGAUGAAUCAACAUUCUCUAUGGGACGUGCUUUGUAUGCUCAGAAAGUCCAGACAAAACUCGCCAACUCUUCAUCUCCAAUUCCCUUCUCAACCUCCUUCAUUUUCUCCCUUGCACCUGUCCAAGACCUCCAGCCCGGCCAUGGUUUUGCCUUUGUGUUCUUGCCCUCUUCUGAUUUAACUGGUGCCAGCUCCGCUCAGCAUUUGGGUUUAUUCAACUUCACCAAUAAUGGUGACCCCAAUAACAGUAUUCUUGGUAUUGAAUUUGAUGUGUUUAAGAACCAAGAAUUUGAGGAUCCUAAUAAUAACCAUGUUGGUGUGGAUAUUAACUCGCUCACGUCUAUUCGUUCAGAGGCUGCAGGGCAUUGGACUAGUAGUGAGGAUGGUGGGAAUUUCAAGGAGCUGAAACUCAAUAAUGGGGUCAAUUACCAAGUGUGGAUUGAUUUUCAGGGUUCAACUAUUAAUGUGACGAUGGCUCAUGCAGGUGUUAAAAAGCCUCAGAAGCCAUUGAUCAGUGAGGUAGUUGAUCUUUCUAGGGUGCUUUUGGAUGAAAUGUAUGUGGGGUUUAGUGGAGCAACCGGGGCAUUGGUAGAGAGCCAUAGGAUAUUGGCUUGGAGCUUUAGUAAUUCGAAUUUUUCAAUCGGUGACGCUUUGGUCACUCAGAAUUUGCCUUCAUUUGUGGUUUCUGAGGCCUACGUGUUUGGAUCAAAAGAGUUUAUUAUAGGAAUUAGUGUUGGUAGUGUUUUGGUCAUUUGGUGUGGGGUUUUGGGGUAUGUGCUUUUUGUGAAGACCAAAAGGAGGAAAAGGGAUGGGGAAACGGAGGACAUUGAAGUUUGGGAAUCGGAAUAUUGGCCACACCGGAUUGAUUAUCAAGAGAUUCGUAAGGCAACGGAGGGAUUUUCGGAGAAAAAUGUGAUUGGAACCGGAGGGAUUGGGAAGGUCUAUAAGGGGGUGCUGGCAGGAGAAGAAGUUGCAAUUAAAAGAAUUUCACAUGAAGGUGAAGAUGGGUUGAGAGAGUUCUUGGCUGAGGUGUCAAGCUUAGGAAGACUGAAGCAUAGAAAUUUAGUGGGAUUGAGGGGUUGGUGCAAGAAAGAGAAAGGCAGCCUGAUUUUGGUUUACGAUUACAUGAAAAAUGGGAGCUUGGAUAAGAGGCUAUUUGACUGCACUGAGACAAUGAUGUUGAGUUGGGAAGAGAGAAUAAAGGUCCUGAAAGAUGUGGCUUGCGGGAUAUUGUAUCUGCAUGAAGGUUGGGAAGCUAAGAUUUUGCAUAGAGACAUUAAGGCAAGCAAUGUGCUGCUUGAUAAGGAUAUGAAUGCAAGGUUGGGGGAUUUCGGGUUGGCCAGAAUGCACCAUCCGGGUGAACUGAGGGGCACAACGACACAAGUGGUUGGGACGGUGGGCUACAUGGCACCAGAAUUGGUUCGAACAGGACGAGCCUCAGCUGAGAUUGAUGUGUUUGGUUUUGGGAUAUUGAUCCUAGAAGUGGUGUGUGGACGAAGACCGAUUGAAGCAGGACAGCCAGGGUUGGUCGAUUGGGUUUGUACAUUAAUGGAAAGAGGGGAAAUGAUUCAUGGUCUUGAUGAGCGGUUGAAGAGUGCAGGUGGAUUUAGCAUUGAGGAGGUUGAGAGUUUUCUUCGUUUGGGUUUGUUGUGCGCAUAUCCUGAGCCUCGUGGUCGCCCAACAAUGAGGCAAGUUAUGAAAGUUCUGGAAGGGGCAACUGAUAUAAGCAUUGAUCGGUCUGAAGGGCAAGAAGGGGAAGGAAUUGAAGUAAAUUUACUGCAAAAAAUGAUAACAACCUCAAUGUGGUCUACUUACCCACUGAAGCUGGGAGGAAGGGGACACCCUACAUUUGAAGAUAUCAAGCAAUCUUUAGGUUCUUCAUCAUUGUUUGGAUCAGACAUAAUUCGAGUUGGUAGAUGAUCAAGGAUGUCAGGAUUUGUUUGCUUUGGUUUUGUGUGUUCCAACACAUUAAGAUUGGUCCAUUCUUAUAUACCAAAUUUUGCAAUACAUUUACUU
Messenger RNA from Rosa chinensis, 2296 nucleotides. Its product is annotated as probable L-type lectin-domain containing receptor kinase VII.2. The transcript is spliced from 2 exons. The record is from RefSeq and is a predicted model, not a curated record. Gene Ontology annotation, molecular function: ATP binding; protein kinase activity; carbohydrate binding. The coding region runs from base 89 to 2200 and encodes 703 amino acids. Lineage: Eukaryota; Viridiplantae; Streptophyta; Magnoliopsida; Rosales; Rosaceae. Gene Ontology annotation, cellular component: plasma membrane. Gene Ontology annotation, biological process: protein phosphorylation.